Ustilaginoidea virens is the source of this 1398-nucleotide messenger RNA. RefSeq lists its product as uncharacterized. The record is from RefSeq and is a predicted model, not a curated record. The coding region runs from base 1 to 1398 and encodes 465 amino acids. NCBI's taxonomy places the organism in Eukaryota, Fungi, Ascomycota, Sordariomycetes, Hypocreales, Clavicipitaceae. The transcript is spliced from 3 exons. Gene Ontology annotation, molecular function: methyltransferase activity.
AUGUCUCCACACGCAGAGCUGCCUUCCAUUUCAAUGCUACAAACGAGUACGAGUGGCAGCUUUGUCCAAAGUCGGAUCCAGCUAGCUCCUCUAUCCUCGUCUGCUAGGCUCAAAGCAGAUCCGCGAGGACUGCUUCUGGAAGAGAGUGAUGCCUCGUCGGGUUGGUCGACCAGCAAACCAAGGGAGACGGCAGCAAAUCUGGAUCUAGAGGCAAACGACGCACCCCCAGACAGACAGGGCGGUAACGAGAACGCCUGCGUCGACGAACAGCCCGAAUACGUGGACAGGCGAGAGUCGCUUCUCUCGUCACCACUACGGCAUCCAAACGGAACGUUCAUGUUCCCGGAUCUUUCGACGCCACAGCAGGAAGAAAUCGCACAAGAAGCCCUUGUCCAAGCCGAGGAGUCAAUCAUUGCCGAUAACAACCCAGAAUCCGAAAAUGGGUCGGAUGGAGGCUACGAAAGCGAUGGAUUCAGUUCGGCCAGCACGUCGGCGGAGUCGUCGGUUCGAGAUUACAUGUUUGAAAACGGGCGAAGGUACCACCGAUUUCGAGAAGGCCACUACAACUUUCCCAACGAUGAUGUGGAGCAGGAAAGAGAGGAUAUGAAACACGCCAUGGUGAAACUGUUAUGCAGUCAGAAAUUGCAUUUUGCUCCCAUCGGCAGCAACCCGCAAGAAAUGCUGGACAUUGGUACAGGUACUGGGAUCUGGGCCAUAGAAAUGGGUGAUAUGUUUCCGAGCGCGCACAUCCUAGGCGUCGACCUGUCUCCCAUCCAGCCGGACUGGCUACCUCCCAACGUGCGAUUCAUGGUUGAUGAUGCGGAAUCACCUUGGUUAUACCCACGAAAUCACUUUGACUACAUCCAUUCUCGUCACACAGUCAUGGCUAUAAAGGACUGGGAUACACUGUACAGAAGAGCUUUCGAGCACCUCAAACCCGGCGCCUGGAUUGAGAUGCAAGAGAUUCACCACAGACCUCGCAGUGCCAAUGUGGACGGCAGCGUACCCCCAGAACAUCCUGUUGCCAAAUUCUGGACCUUGAUCACCGAGGGCCUUGAUGCUCUGGGCGUAGACCUGGAGAUUUCGGCUGGCGGAAACCUUCCCCGCAAGAUGGAAGAAGCCGGCUUCACCAAUGUGACUGAAAGAGUGUUUCAUGUGCCCAUAGGGACAUGGCCCAAGAACAAGGUGCUCAAGACAGUGGGGCUGUACUGGCGGACCAUCCUUCUGGACGGCCUCCAAGCCAUUGCUCUGGGGCCGCUGACUCGUGGACUACGCUGGAACCGCGAGCAAGUCGAGAUGUUUCUCAUGGAAGUGAGACGAGCCUACCAUGAUAACACCGCUCUGAUGUAUAUGCCAUUGUAUAUAGUUUACGGGCAAAAGCCGACCACAGCAUACUGA